Fusarium poae is the source of this 1995-nucleotide messenger RNA. RefSeq lists its product as uncharacterized. Bases 1 to 1995 code for a protein of 664 amino acids. The transcript is spliced from 5 exons. The record is from RefSeq and is a predicted model, not a curated record. Lineage: Eukaryota; Fungi; Ascomycota; Sordariomycetes; Hypocreales; Nectriaceae.
AUGGCCACAGGCCAGCAGGGCCGCGAUGAGCGGCUACAACAACGUCUUCGAGGUGCUCAACGCACGAAUAUUCAGGACGAAUCCUUCAAUCUCGACUUUAACCUCGAUCUUGCAGGCCUUAACAUAGCCAGCUCGACGCCUGCCGCUCCCAAACCAACGCUGCUACCCUCAUCAGCCAAUACUUCUGCUAAGAGAAGAAGAUUGGAUAAUGAGCCGCCACCAUCUGCGUCGGCGCAGAGAAGCGCGCGAAGACGAUCGCCGAGAAUAAGAUCUGAUGAUCCCUACGAAUUACCCGACACAUCUAAGGAAUCGGACGCGCAGGAUAUUUCACCAGAGGUUGUGGACGUUGGAGAGUCGGUUGACGGUGCGGCGGAGGAAAGGGAAGUCGAACUAGAGUCCGAGAUGGAACCAGAAUCAGAGGCAGAGCCCGAAUUGCCUAGUCCAGAACAAUCCAUUGAACCCCCAGAAGAGAACGAAGCCGAGAUCGAAUUGCCAGUCCUGCCGAACGAGAAUGCCUCUACAUCACCAGAUACUCAACCAUCAAGUCAGAGGACUCAAGAAAAUGACCAAAGUCCUGAUGCGCCGCAGCCUAUACAAAUCGACGCCGUAUCAUCGACAACACAAUUACGUGCUGCGCUCGCGGACGAGGAUGAUGCGCCAGCCUCCUCGUCACCACUGGUCAGCAAACUGCGUCGGAGUGGGGGCCAUUCCAUGUCUCGAUCGAGAAUAUCCCAAGGACGAGCUUCGAGAGCUACAGAAAUAAGUCUAGACGAUGAGGAGCUUUUGCCAGAACGACCAGAUCAAGCUCCUGCGGACGACGAACUUUCCGAAGACAACCAAAUAGAGGAUGAGCCAGCCGAUAUCACAAUGGAGCCGGCUGAGGAGGAGGAACUUCAGGAACAGGAAUCUGAAGGGUCGGAAGAACCAGAAGAACCGGAAGAACCAGAAGAACCAGAAGAAGAACCCGAGGAGGAAAGGAAUACACAAGAAGAGGAAGACGCUGUCGCAGAGGCAAUCAGUGCGGUCGAGGCAGCCAAAGCUAUUGGCAGAAAACGUCCCCGAAGAAGUCUACCAUCUCAAUCGCAUGAAGCAGAGCCUGAAGAACCGACUGAAGAGGAGCCAGCACCAAAACGACGACGAGGACAAUCUUCGAGAAGCCCAGCGACACAAAAGCAACCAGCAGCCAAAGCCAAAGACAAAGCCAGUACAAAAUCGAGAACAGGACCAAAGCCACUUCCGAAACAGGUACGCAAAACGAAAGAAGCCGAGAAAGCCCGACGAGUCAGUGAUGGCUCAGCUAUCGAGAUUACGGUGCAGCGUUUCGUCAAUGUUAAAAAAUAUGGCAAAGACGAUGAUGAGGAGGACCAACUCGCAGGGGACGUACCGUUCAUAAUGAAUGGAGAAACAGUGGUAGACGUCUUUUCGCAGGUUUGCUUCGAGGUAAUUGAUGGGGUAGUCGCAAAGCUCUACGAUACACUGGGCAGCACAGAAGAGAAGGAGAAGAAAAAAGAAUGCAGGAUAAAAAUACUGGCACUCGAGGCGUAUAAAGAAGAGCUCACGUCUCGAUUGCUUCAGCAGGCGAUUCAUCUAAAUGACUUGCACACCCUUAGAAAACGAGUCCGAAUCAUACAGCGCGAGAAGCUCUCUUUGCGAGAAGAGAUAUUACGUCUCAAGGCAGAAAGAGAGCAAGUUGCUCUAAAGAUGGAUGCAGUGCGUAUCAAGCAUGAAGAGGACACCAAGGAGUCAAAGUAUCGACUCGAUACCUCAGCUAUAAUGCACGAUAUAGACAUGGCGGUUGAAAGGGGACGGGACGCCCCUGAACUUUCGCGUGCCCAGGAGAAAAAAGCCGAUCUGGCUAACCUAGAACUUCUUGUGGCGCGCAUAACCGAUGAAGCCAGCUCAGCGAGCUCCGCAGGCGGAUUGCUUCAACAAGUAAAAAACUUCAAUGCUUUCCUCGAACGCGCAGCGAUUGCGCUAGAAACAAAAGGCAGAUGA